Stomoxys calcitrans (stable fly) is the source of this 3038-nucleotide messenger RNA. RefSeq lists its product as uncharacterized. Gene Ontology annotation, molecular function: potassium ion leak channel activity. The record is from RefSeq and is a predicted model, not a curated record. Gene Ontology annotation, biological process: stabilization of membrane potential; potassium ion transmembrane transport. The transcript has 7 exons. Lineage: Eukaryota; Metazoa; Arthropoda; Insecta; Diptera; Muscidae. Bases 499 to 2883 code for a protein of 794 amino acids. Gene Ontology annotation, cellular component: membrane.
UCUCGCGGAUCUGCGGUAGAGAUCAGUUGUGCCAUUACGAGAUCGGAGGAAUAAGUUUCGCCCUAUAAUCACUGCAUCGAACGUUGAACUCUUUUUUUGAAGUGUUCGUCGUUCAGUUGCGUCGCGACGCAACGAAGUCAGAAUGUUGCUGGCAUAUCGUCGGUCCACGGUGUUCAUAAAAAUAUAGAAGGGGGAAGGGGAGAAAGCGGUUGAAGUCGGCGACGACGACGACUAGUACGACGAAAAUCUAAAAGAAAAACACCUCCAUCAGCGUGUACCAUAUAGAAGCGAAUGUAUUCAGCAGCGAAAGUUGACCAAGAAAGUGCACGGAUCCCAAGCAAUCAAUCAAUCGUUUGGUCAUACAUCAUUUAUAUAAACCAACAGACCUUGUUGCACAAAAACCAAAGACCAGAAGCAAAAAAACCAGCUACUAUACGCUCCAACUAGAACUGAGAUUGCCAAAAAUUGGACCUCUGGUCGAAAUUUCGGAUGUAGAACAUGUCGACACGACGGGCUCACUCACUGCCACCGCAUAUGCUCGAACCGGCCAAGCGGGAACGUGGACGAUGCGUCACAGCCAUCUGUUUUUCGUGGAAAGUGAUCACUUGUAUUGUGUCGCACGUGACACUGAUUCUGAUGGUGGUGUGCUAUUGUGUCGGUGGGGCCUAUCUCUUUCAGCAUUUGGAAGGAGAACACGAAACUGAGGUGAAAAAGGACAUACACAAAAUGCGCAACAAUUUAACCGAGAUCAUCUGGAAGCACUCGGACAAUCAAACCUUUCUGCAGGAGACAGAAUGGAAGGAACAAAUACAGGGAAAACUAAUGUUUUUCGAAAAACAAAUUCUUACCGCCAUGAAAAGCAAUGGCUGGGAUGGAGAUGACAACAUAAACACAACACAAUGGACAUUUGCAGGAUCUUUGUUUUAUUCGAUCAUCGUUAUCACAACAAUAGGUUAUGGCCACAUAUCUCCCCGCACAGAUUGGGGUAAAGUUACCACAAUUUUCUACGCCAUAGUGGGUAUUCCCCUAAUGCUGCUGUGCCUCUCCAAUAUUGGCGAUGUCAUGGCUACAUCAUUUCGUUUCAUUUAUUGGCGUGUCUGCUGCUACAUCUGCACCAGAAAUUCCAACAAAAAUCGACGCUCAAGACAGCGUUCCAUAAAGGCUCAGCGUUAUGCAUCGCGCUCUCAGCCGCCUCCCUUUCGCAGAUCCAUGCGAAUGUCCCAAAGGCCUGGGCGGCAUGGCGGUCUACAACAUGCCUACUCAGAUCCCGAAUUAAGAACUGUAGGUCGCAAUGGCUACGAUCGAGAUUUUGAUUAUGAUCGCCAUGGAGAUCGACGUUUUAAUGAGUCAGUGGGUCGGGAUCGUAGGCGUGAUCAUCAUAUGGUGCCAGCACCGCCUUUAACUAGAGGUGGCUCAAGACGCCAGCUUCCCUAUGACGAUGAUCAAAUGAUGGACGAAAGUCCGCAGUAUACACAAACCCUCAACAGAGGAGGACGAUUUAGUGGACGUCAAAGUCGUAAAGAUCGCAUGCAUGAUCGCCAUACUGUGGAGCGCGAACAUCAUUUGAGUAGAUCCAAACAUCAUUUCGAUUCGGUGGAGGAUUUUGAAGAUCUGCCGCCCACCACAAAGCGAGCAAUGAGCGUUAGAUCCAUGAGAUCACCUCAGAUGAGGCGCGAUGAGAUUUCCAGAGAGUCCCGAGAAUUAAAAGAAAGAGAAUUGAAAGAACUCAAUCGUCUCAAUACCCAUCAAAACAUGCAGCGAGGCAAAUCGAUGCCUCACUCGAAUGCCCGAACUAGGGCUAAGUCAGUGGAUCCCCGUUUGUCAGCGCCGCAAUACGAGGAUGUGGACGAAGAGGUGGUGCGCAAAACGCCCAUUAUAUCCAAUCGUUAUGCCAUUACCGAAAUGGAACAUCGUGAAUCUCGUAGUAAAAGCUACAUGAGGAGUCAAUCUAUGCCUCGUUCGGCCUUCCAUAAAAAUAGUUUAAAUCAACCCUCGCCACGAGAACAACAGCAGCAUGCGUCAUCCAGACAUUAUAACAACGAGGAGGCCAGUCAUUCGAAUGGUGGUAAUCGCCGUUCGAUGCCAAAAUAUUCGCCUAGACCUGUAAGUGCAACUCGACCCACAUCACUUGGCCCUCACCCCAGCAAUGGUGCGAGAUAUGGCAAUCAUUUGGAACUGCCCGAGUACUCAUCCAGUCAUCGCAUGAAACGUGGACCAUCGCCCAGACGUCAUGAGAUCUAUGAUGAGGAAUAUGAAGAUCAAUAUAUCGAAGAUGUCGAUGAGUAUAUGCAGCCCCAGCAUAUGGAACGCAGAGAUCGUGGCGAUCGUAAUUAUGAUGAUAUCGAUUAUCAACGAUCGUCACUGAGAAGGGAGAGGAGGGCGAGAAAAGAGAAACAAGAACGUUUGCCACCCUCACCCCGCAUUAUGUCACCCAUGGGCUUUGCAGUCAAAAGGCAGAUCCGAAGACGCCCCAGUUACGACUAUGAUGAUGAUUCCAUGUAUGGUGAUGAUAUGAGUGAUUAUUAUGGUGAUAUACCGCCAAAAGAUCGUCCAGUACCCAUAUGGCUAUGUGUAUUUCUGGUAAUUAGUUAUAUAUUGGGUGGGGCAGCGUUGUUUGCCUACUGGGAGAAAUGGUCAUUUUUAGAUUCGGCGUAUUUUUGUUUUAUAACUCUAACAACAAUAGGUUUUGGAGACUUUGUGCCUGCCAAGGGUGUCAAAGAUGAAUCAGAACAAUCCAUAGCCUAUUGUUCAUUAUAUUUACUCUUCGGCAUAGCUUUGUUGGCCAUGAGUUUUAAUUUGGUACAAGAGGAAUUCAUAGCAAAUGUCAAAGAAGUGGCCCGUCGUUUGGGCAUCUUGAAAGAUGAAGACGAAGAUGAGGACUAGCCAGCCGUUAGAGAAAGUAACAAAUUAUGCAUUUUAGAUUUACGUUUUUGGAAAUUUUAUUUAUUUUUCUUUAAAGCUAAUUAUUUACACAAUCAAACAAACGAAAUACAAAAGCAACGUAUCAAAUAGAGAAGAACAUAAAAUAUCAUUUUGUA